AUGAAAAUGAGCAUGACAGGCCAGCCAAAGGGUCACCUAUGGCUGGUCUUCACCAUGUUGUUCGUCACUUCUGCAAUGCACAUCGAGGGAGCGGGCAACUUUGCACCACCUUCUCUUUCCAUAUCACCAACAUAUGAUCCUGUUAUUAAGGUGAUUGGGAAGGUGUACUGCUACAGAUGCUUCAAUGAGGCAUACCCAGACGAAUCACAUGGGAAGAAGCACCUGGAAGGAGCCAUGGUCAAGGUCACUUGUCAGGCAAAUGACCAAGCACUAGUGGCAUUUGGCUACACCAGAAGCAAUGGCAAAUACAGUGUGAUCCUUAAGGGCUUGCCAAUUAGCAACAACUAUGGGGCUGACUCGUGUAAGGUUGAGCUCCAUGGAGCACCAGGAGGAUCAGACUGCAAUGUGCCAAUUGAGUUAAAUUUGUCUGGGCUCAGUGUUUACUCCAAAUCAAGCGAGGAGCUGGUUUUUAAAGCAAACCAGAUAAUGGCAUUUGCAUCAAAGAAUACAUUUGGCUGUUCGAAACCACAGACGCAACCACCAAUGCAUCCCUACAGUUCCCCACCACUCCCUUACCAGUAUCCCUCGCCUCCGGCUACCCACAAGUCUCCACCAUUGCAUUAUCAAUAUUCACCACCACCUGCUAACCAGCUUCCACCCCCAGCAUACCAGUACCCAUCACCUCCACAAAACUACUACAUUUCGCCACCACCUUACCAACAGUCCAUGCUUCCGAAUAGCUACCAAACUCCACCACCUCCACAAGGCACCAAGUCUCCAGUACAACCCCACAAGUAUUUACCACCACCAUACUACUACAACUCUCCACCACCACAACACCAAUACAACUAUGUGCCUCCACCACUAGCUUACCAGUACCCCCCACCUCCAUACAUCCAGAAGUCACCACUUGUACCAUCAUCACCAGCGGCUCCAUACCACUAUAACUCUCCACCUACAUACCAGUAUUCACCACCUCCAUAUAACUAUCAAUCUUCACCGCCACCUGCCCAGUAUUCCCCACCAUUACCUCCAAAUGCUCCAAAACAUCUACAUCCAAAUGUUCCCCAUGCAAAAUCUCCACCAGCAUCUCCACAACCUCUUUACCAGUACAACACCCACCACCUCCCAAGGAUGUCAUGCCAUCGACUAUGCCACCUCUGCACUCCUACCAAUCCCCACCGCCAACGAAUCAGCUAUCUUGAGCAUCAGCACUGGCGCUAUUUAAGUGACCAGGCACGAGCAAAUAAACGAAACAAGCUUGAUGCCCAUGUUGAUUCUCAAGAGGAAGGAGUGUCAUAG
This is a messenger RNA of Miscanthus lutarioriparius, 1302 nucleotides long. The record is from the annotation of a GenBank genome assembly. NCBI's taxonomy places the organism in Eukaryota, Viridiplantae, Streptophyta, Magnoliopsida, Poales, Poaceae.